Cuculus canorus (common cuckoo) is the source of this 6125-nucleotide messenger RNA. RefSeq names its product opioid receptor kappa 1 (gene OPRK1). The record is from RefSeq and is a predicted model, not a curated record. Gene Ontology annotation, cellular component: neuron projection; membrane. The transcript has 6 exons. Gene Ontology annotation, molecular function: dynorphin receptor activity; neuropeptide binding. Gene Ontology annotation, biological process: G protein-coupled opioid receptor signaling pathway; sensory perception of pain; neuropeptide signaling pathway. Bases 666 to 1811 code for a protein of 381 amino acids. Lineage: Eukaryota; Metazoa; Chordata; Aves; Cuculiformes; Cuculidae.
AUUGAGUCCUUCCACUUUCUAGGAGAAAGGCGAAGCCAUAAGCCAGACGUCACUUGGGAUGAGGAUAUUCCUGUUAAAGGUCUUCAUUUAGAUCAGGUAUGUUGGUGUGACAUGGUGAAGGACUCUGGGUGAUACCUUGGCAACUCCUGCCCUUACAUUUUGCACUCUGGGAACUUGUCUGAAGGUGAGAUUAUUGAGUGUUAUUUGCCAACUCCAAACUGGUCUCAACUCCAGACAAACUUUAAGACAGAAGUCAUGUGAGCUUCUGAGCUGCAGGGACAGAGACAGAGGAGAACGUGUGCACCAGUGCAGAGUGCUGCUGGAGACCUGGCAGAGUAAGAGGGAGGCAGAGGGAGCCUGAGAGGGAAAAGGCGAAGUGGUGGGAGCUGGAACAGCAGCAACUGCUGCUACCACGUCGCAUCUCAAGCUCCGGAAUCGGCUGCACUGCCAGCACUCCUCUCUGAAGGUGCAGGUGCCUCAUGUUCAAAAGUCCUAGAACGUCAGUGGUACUUCCAGGAGUCAAGUGGAACUGCUCUAUUUUUUUUCUUUUACCGCGAAGAACAUCUGUUUGAAGACUCUGCUCCUUUCCCUGGACUGAAAGAGUGUACUCGCCUCCUGCUGUCUCUACUCUCAGUCUUCUUCCUGCCCUUGGGGGCUGUGCCCCUAUGGAUGCCCCUGUACAGAUUUUCCGGGAGAAGCCGGACUCCACCUGUUCCCCAGGGCCUUGUCGUCCUCCCGGCACCAGCAGCAACUGGCUCCUGGGCUGGGCAGACUAUGAUGGCAAUGCCACUGGGGCCUUCGAGGACACUCAGCACAACCAUACCAGCAUCUCCCCAGCAAUCCCCAUCAUCAUCACUGCAGUCUACUCAGUGGUCUUCGUUGUCGGCUUGGUGGGAAACUCUCUGGUCAUGUUUGUCAUCAUAAGGUACACAAAGAUGAAGACAGCAACCAACAUCUACAUUUUCAAUCUGGCUAUGGCAGAUGCGCUAGUUACCACCACUAUGCCCUUCCAAAGCACUGAAUAUCUGCUGAACUCUUGGCCCUUUGGUGAUGUGCUGUGUAAAAUAGUUAUUUCAAUUGACUAUUAUAACAUGUUUACCAGCAUAUUCACACUGACUAUGAUGAGUGUUGAUCGAUACAUUGCUGUGUGUCACCCUGUGAAGGCUCUGGACUUCCGUACACCUCUCAAGGCAAAGAUAAUCAACAUCUGUAUCUGGCUAUUGUCCUCAUCUGUUGGUAUAUCUGCAAUAGUUCUUGGAGGUACCAAAGACAGGGAAGAUACUGCUAGCACUGAAUGCUCCUUGCAAUUUCCAGACAAAGAUUAUGUGUGGUGGGACAUCUUCAUGAAAAUCUGUGUCUUUGUCUUUGCAUUUGUUAUUCCAGUUCUCAUUAUAGUUGUUUGCUAUACUCUAAUGAUCCUGCGCCUUAAAAGUGUACGGCUUCUCUCGGGGUCUCGAGAAAAGGAUCGAAAUCUGCGCCGAAUCACCAGGUUGGUUCUUGUGGUUGUGGCAGUUUUCAUUAUCUGUUGGACUCCUAUUCACAUUUUUGUGCUGGUCGAAGCAUUAGGAGAUGUGUCCCACAGUACUGCUGCUAUAUCCAGCUAUUACUUUUGUAUUGCUUUGGGUUAUACCAACAGCAGCCUCAAUCCAAUCCUUUACGCUUUUUUGGAUGAAAACUUCAAGAGAUGUUUCAAGGACUUCUGCUUUCCCUUUAAGACGAGGAUGGACAGGCAGAGCACCAGCAGAGUCAGAAACACUGUACAAGACCCGGCUUAUAUGAGGGAAGCAGAUGGGACAAACAAACCUGUAUGACUAGUCGUGGAAAUGUCAUCUUACUGUCCUCAAGAGAGGGAAGAGUCCAACGACCUAGGACUGACGCAAAUUACCACUGCAGUUUGAACUAGACUCACCCAGACAGACAUUUCUGGAAUAUUUCAGAAAUCCUAGCAGUUUGAACUAAAGAAAGUUUAUUACUGACAAACGAAUACCUUGCAAAAAUAAGCUCAAAUGAAAAGGAUCUGGCUGAAAUCAGAUUUUGGCACUGUGUUUGCUGUACGUGAGCAGGUGCUGAUACACACUUUGAGUGAGACAGCAGAUAGUGUUCUACCAGCUGAUUCUGGAUAAGGAAAGUUCUGGCUUUUCUCUUUAUCGUAUGUAAAGUUAUAUUAGGCAACACUUGGUUAUAACACUGAGUUAUGCCAGAAACUAUUGCCCCAACAGUGAUUGCUUCUGAACCAUGUAGUUUGACAACUUGACUCGUCAUACUCUUUUACAGUGAAGGGUGUUGUUUGGGUUUCUGCAGAACAAUACCAGAGCUAUAAUCAAUACCAUACUCAACUAAUAUAUCUGUAAUAUUUGUCUGUGCUGUGGAAAUACAAUUUAAGCAUGGUUCGCCUACAUGCCAAAGUGAUUUUAUUGUGUCUGUGCAUGGUAAAGCAUUUUAGCAUUUAAAAACACUGGAAUUUAAGGAGAAUCAUUAGUAUAUUUUUAGCAUGUGUUUAAUCAUCUAUGUGUAAAAUUUUCUAUGUGUGAAUUUCCAGGAUGAUUGUAUAUUUAUUGAUUGUGAAUGAUAGAAUAGGCAUUUUCAGAGUGUAUUUUGAAGAAAAGGCUAGAAAACUUCAAAUACUUUACUUGUGACAAAACUCAUGAAAACGUGUCAUAUUCAUUACAUGGAGGGGAAUAAUCACAUUCCAUUUCACUAAAAGGGACAAAUGGACAUACUUAAAAAUAUUGCUAUACUUGUCUUUCUGGACAAUUUGUAAGCAGACUAAAAUAAAUAUUUGGCAAAUUAGAAACUAGUGAAUUAGCACAUGAAUUAACUGGAUUGAUACAAAGGAAAUGAAGAUUAAAUAGGCUGGUUAUUUUAGUGGCACUUGACUGGAAAAAUUCCCAUUUUAUUGACAAUGAUAUAUUUUCACUAAAAGGAUGUUGAGCUGCUGGAAUGUGUCCAGAGAAGGGCAAUGCAGCUGGUGAAGGGGCUAGAGAAUAAGCCUUACAAGAGGUGGCUGAGAGAAUUAAGGUUGUUUAGCCUAGAGAAAAGGAGGCUGAGGGGAGACUUUACCUAUCUACAACUACCUGAAAGGAGGUUGUAGUGAGGUGGGUGAUCUCUUCUCCUAAGUGACAGACGAUAGAAUGAGAGGGAAUGGCCUCAAAUUGCACCAGGUGAGGUUCAGAUUAGGUAUCAGGAAAAAUUUCUUUGCCUAAAGGUUUAUUUGGCACUGGAAUAUCCUGACCAGGGAGGUUGUUAAGUCACCAUCCAUGGAGGUAUUUAGAAGAUGGGUAGAUGAAGUGGUCCAGGAUAUGGUUUAGUAGUGGAUAUGUAUGGUUGGACUUGAUUAUCUCAAAGGACUUUUCCAACCAAUCAAUUCUAUGGUUCUAUGAUUCUAUGCUUUUCUUUGAUAAUGCCCUAUGAAUUCAGUACAUUUCUCUGUUUUCCUGUGAAGAUGGGCAUGCCAAGGCACAACAGCUACACAUGUCACUGGCUUGCUGCAGGUAAGUUUAUGGUAAAACUGAACUAAACUUUCAGUCUGUCAUCUUUUGUCUUCCUAAUGGUUAUAUAUUUCUACCCCACCUCUGCUGUUGCUGGUUUGGAGGAAUGCUCUUCUCUUCACUGGGAACAGAUCUGGUUAGCAGACAUCUUCCUGGUAACUUUAUACAAAUUAAUAACAUCGGUGCCUUUGUUGCACAGCAAUUUUUUUUCAGAAAUACACUCUCUUUUGGUCCUACUGGACCAAAAAAUCCUUUAGGCAUUCCAGUAUAAAUAAUGAGAUUUGCUCUUAGAGCUGUCAGUACAGUUCCUGUGGAAACACUGCAAAGAUUCACACCUCUGCAAAACUUCAACAUCCUUUAUUGUUAAUAUAGUCAAGUAUGUCAAAUAAUUUCAAUACUAGGUUGAUGAAUGCAGUGUUCUAACAUUUAUCUUGCAAUACCAAACCAAUUCUGGACAGUCAGAGGCAUUCAUAGCCUUUCAGUAUUGCUGCUGUUUGGAGUAGAGCUGUGGAAUUCAGGCAGUGGCACUUUAGAAAUGGCUGCUCUAAUGCAAUUAUCUUUGUUAAUGAAAAUAUAUAAGAAAUCUCAGACGUUCUGCAGUGUUGGGGUACCAGAUUAACAAGAGUAUCAAGAGCUGUUUUAGUCUCACCUCUCUUUCCACUGUAAGUUUAAGUGUCUUUAACAUUUAAAUACUCUACAGCUGCCAUUAGACAACCCCUAUAGUUAAUUUUGAGUACUUUUUAAUUGCCAAAGAGAAAUUAGAUGCAAAAUUUAAUUAGAAACCUAUUCAAAUCUCUCUGUUCCUGGUAAUUUACCACUGUCUACAUGUCUGUGUAUUAGAAUUGCACCACAAGGAAUAAUAGGGCUUUCAUUUUCCUUUGUCUUUGAAGCUGGAGAAAAAUUCCAGUGAAACCCAUGUAUGUCAGAUGUCCUUCACUUUCCUUAAUGCUAAAUGUCUUCUACACAUUGAAAGUGGAUUUGUUCAAAUAAGAAAUCUAUUGCCUAGGUUUGACAUUGCCCUCUAAGAACCAAGUUGGCCACAAGCUGCUCCUGUUCCCUUCAGCUACAGUUCUGUAGUGCUUUGCUUCUUCCUGUCCAAGACAACAUUAUACCAGUUUUUCUUUUUCGUUUAAAGAAAGUAAUUGUUUCCUCCUAACCUUGUGAAGACAAAUAAACUCUGAAAGAGAGAUAAUUUACAUAAUUAUUUUUAUGACAAAGGCAUUAAUUUUGUGACAGAGAGAAAAUGCAAUUAGUAUAAUGGAAAAGAAGAACAUCUCGCCUAUGGUGCUGAGAAUGUGAGAAAUACGGAAAACUGUCCAGUGCUUCAGUGCUAGUACAUUCAGAAUGUAUUAAACUGAAGAGGAAACCAAUAUUCAGUAUUAUGUUUUCUAGCUACAUGGAUAAAUAAAAUAUUAAAAGAAGAUUAUACAUCAUCACUCACAUGCAAAAAAUAAGAUAUGUUCUGUUACUGAUUGUGAAUAGGGAGAAAUAAAUUUUCAGAUAGCUUCAUCUAGUUUGAGGUUAUUAAUGCUGAGAAAUGCUAGCUUGUUUUGGAUUAGGCUUAAAUAUUUUUUGUUUAACAUCUGACAAAGUAGCUAACAAGCUGUCACUUUAACUGUUUUACAUGGAACAAAUGGACACUGAAUCUUUAGAGUAGCAUUCUGUGUUUUUUCUGUGCUGAUAUCAGACAGGGCCAAAAGACAAAGUUUCGCACACUGUGAGAACAGUCAGAUUUUAUAUUGUUUCCAGCUAAGAGGAAAUAUUAUGAUCUGAAAAAAAAAAGAGAAAAGAAAAAGUAAGAUACAGUUAAUCUUUCCUUUCUAUACUCUUUUUGUGAAAGAUUGCAGAGAAGUAUUUUUUCUCUUUUCUCCCCCUCCACCUCACGAUACCUAUGGCACAUUGUCAAGAAAGGACAAAUUAAUCUGGAUUAUUGAUUUCAAAGUGCUGUUUUGAAAGCUGAUGAGUGUUGCUCCCUUGUAAGUUCUGGUUACUUAUUAUGCACACUAAGAAAUGGCUCAAUGGACACAGAAAUGAUGACCAAUGAGAAUACCCUUGUUCUCCUUUUUUUCUUUUUUUUUUUUCCUUGAAUACCCAGAAUUUUGUUCUGGAUGGAAAUACUUGUGAUGCUCUAUAAAAGAGGAAGCUCUAAAGUGAAGGCUGAAGGUUGUGUGAUAAUGAGAUGGCACAGCAAAAGUAGCAAGCUGUUUGAAUGUAUGAAAUGGCGAGACAAGUAGGUGACGAAGAUAGAGAUUCUGAGAAACUCCAAGCUAAGUCAAUGAGCAAUAUCUCAACAUGCCCAUAAAUUUGGAGGAAAAAUUAGAGGGAAAAUUUUGUCCGGUGAAAGACAAAGGGAAAACUGUGACUGAUAUGCCAGCAUUUCUUUUGGUGCUGUUACAUGAAUUUAGUCCUCUUAAAGACAGUCAGAAUGAUUGUGAUGGCAAUUUUCUAAAUUGCCUAUCAAUCAACCAAUCAAUUAUUAAUCAAACAUAAUCCUUUUAAAUCUGGUCAUUUUUUCCCACUGCAGUAUUCUCUUCAGAAAAAUAUGGAUUCAGCAAAACAGGUUUGUGAUCACUUACCUAAUCUGUCAAAUAAAUUCAUUUUGCCUGGCUAAUAUCCAUGUACUUUAUUUUUUACUAU